UUUGGAUUUGAUGGUUUAAACUCUCAAGCUUACACAAGGAAUAGCAGUCUCUGUUUCUCUUCAUCUUCACAGCUUCUCCUAUUUCUUUCUGACAUCGGAAGAACUUAAAGAUGGUGAUAACAGAAUCAGAAAUGUUGUCGCGUGAUGAAGCGGAAUCGCCAUUGCAGUCUGAGCAGCAGCUCAAGAACAAUGGAUUCUCUUCCCUUGGAAGACAAUCCUCCAUUUACUCUCUUACACUGGACGAAUUUCAGCAUACUCUCUGUGAGGGUGGCAAGAAUUUUGGGUCAAUGAACAUGGAUGAGUUCCUCACCAGCAUUUGGACGGCGGAGGAAAACCAAGCAGUCAGUGGAAGCCACUCCGCCGCCACUGCCGUGGCGGCUGCGGCGGCAUUGAGUAAUACUCAGACUCACCUGCCGGUGACCGGAACGUCGUGGGGGAAACGCAAUAUCGAGAAGCAAGCCAGCUUGGCUCGCCAAGGUUCGCUAACAGUUCCUUCGCCGUUGUGUCGGAAGACGGUGGAAGAGGUUUGGUCGGAGAUUCAUAAGAGCCAUCAGGGGCAGAGUCAAAACAGCAAUUCACAAGAGUCCGCCGCGCGCCAACCAACUUUUGGGGAGAUGACAUUGGAGGAUUUUCUGAUCAAAGCAGGGGUUGUGCAAGAGCCUUGCGGCGGAGCAGGAGUGGUGCAGCCAUUGCAACCACCGCAGCAGUAUAGUUUGUACCAGAAUAGCAACCACGCCGUUGGUGGUGGUUAUGUUUCAAGGCCUAUUGGACUCAGUACAUCUGCAGCUGGCGGUGGUAGCAUUAUAACUGGGUAUGCUAGCAAUGGUAAAAGAAACAGUUUUUAUUCGUCACAGGCUCCUCAUGGUGGUGGCGGAGGAGGAGGAUAUCCGCCUGCUCAGCCGUUGGGGAUGGCGGCGCCUGUGAGUCCAGUUUCCUCCGAUGGAAUGUGCGGGAAUCAGGUGGAUAAGUCGAAUCAAUUUGGGUUAAGAGGUAGGAAGAGAGUGAUUGAUGGGGCAGUUGAGAAAGUUGUGGAGAGGAGACAGAGGAGGAUGAUAAAGAACAGGGAGUCGGCGGCGAGGUCCAGAGCUAGAAAACAGGCUUACACAGUGGAGUUAGAAGCAGAGCUGAACCAGUUAAUAGAGGAAAAUGGACAGCUUAAGCAGGCCUUGGCAGAGCUUGAGAGGAAGGGAAAGCAACAGUACAUCGAGGGAACAAAGAACGGUCAUACGAAGGCACAAAGAGCGAAGGAAAAGCUUGGUGUUAUGAGGAGAAGCUUGAGCUGCCCAUUGUGAAACAAAAUGGCUACCAAAUGUCGUAGCCAUGGUGAACACACAACCCUAAAAACUGCUGUUCCUCUUCCUUGCUUUUCGUCUGAGUUUGUCGAGGCGUUGUAAAAUGAAGUAGAUACAACGAGAGUAAUGAAAGUAAGGUCUGGCGUUUGUGGUAAAAGAACGA
Molecule: messenger RNA, 1455 nt
Organism: Cucurbita maxima (winter squash)
Lineage: Eukaryota; Viridiplantae; Streptophyta; Magnoliopsida; Cucurbitales; Cucurbitaceae
Product: protein ABSCISIC ACID-INSENSITIVE 5-like
Exons: 4
Coding region: 111-1292 (393 amino acids)
Biological process (GO): positive regulation of DNA-templated transcription
Cellular component (GO): nucleus
Molecular function (GO): DNA-binding transcription factor activity
Source: RefSeq, a predicted model, not a curated record